Tripterygium wilfordii is the source of this 769-nucleotide messenger RNA. Its product is annotated as acyl-coenzyme A thioesterase 13-like. The transcript is spliced from 3 exons. Lineage: Eukaryota; Viridiplantae; Streptophyta; Magnoliopsida; Celastrales; Celastraceae. Gene Ontology annotation, molecular function: fatty acyl-CoA hydrolase activity. The record is from RefSeq and is a predicted model, not a curated record. The coding region runs from base 18 to 488 and encodes 156 amino acids.
UCAAACUUAGAAGGAAAAUGGAAAUGGAGGCAGUGAGGAGGUACUUGGAGAAAGGAGGAGGUGAAGACGACAAGAACGCAUCGACUAUCGAUGGCAUGCCAACCAGAUUCUUCGAACGCUUUAUCAUGGAUGGUCUCAAAAUCGAUCUCAUCGAACCUGGUCGUCUUGUCUGCUCCUUCAAAGUCCCUCAACGUCUGCUGAAUGCUGGUAAUUUUUUGCACGGUGGGGUCACAGCUACACUGGUGGACUUGGUAGGGUCAGCUGUAAUAUUCACUGUUGGAGCUCCAUCAACUGGAGUUUCAGUAGAUAUCAACGUCUCCUACUUGGAUGCUGCCUAUGCCAAUGAUGAAGUUGAAAUCGAGGCCAAGACUUUACGCGUUGGAAAGGCUGUUGGAGUUGUCUCGGUUGAGUUAAGGAACAAGAAGACUAAAAAGAUUAUUGCACAGGGACGUCAUACCAAGUACCUUCAAGUUGCAAGUAGAUUGUGAACAAUUGUAUUUACCCAAAUGGUUAGAAUUUCAAUACAUCGGCAUUCGUUGGAGAAGGUAAUGAUGUUUUUCUUCUCAGAUGAAACUGAACAGUGUAUUUAUCAGAUGUUUGAGAACAUUUUACGGUUUGUAUCCUAAUGUUUAUGUUUAUAAGACACUGAAGUCUGAAGCUACCAUUUCAUAGGAACAGGAAAACUUUAAGCGGAGAAAUGAUAAACAAUUAUGCAGUUUGCUUUUUUCAAUAUAUGAAAAUUUCCGAACCAUUCUGUUAUUAGGAGGAA